Messenger RNA from Corchorus capsularis, 4743 nucleotides. Lineage: Eukaryota; Viridiplantae; Streptophyta; Magnoliopsida; Malvales; Malvaceae. The record is from the annotation of a GenBank genome assembly.
AUGGAGAGUACGCCACCGGCCUCUCCAUUGGUUACGGAUCUCGCUGAUGAGGCUAUUCGUCGGAGUAAAAAGAAAUAUAAGAAACGAAGGGUUAAGGAGGGUCCAGUGGAUGGUCUUGACAAAGGGGAGGAGGAAUUGGAUACUGAGAUUCCUACGCCCAAGGUUCCUUUGGAAUCUAGUAAUGUUUCUUAUAAGGAUCGGGUUACUGGAAGUGUGCCUGUCCAGGAGUCUACUUGGGAGGACUGGACUGAGAUUGAUGAAGGGGAUGAUAGUAUUAUGUUUGAGGAUUCUGUAUCGGAUGGAGAAGAGGGGGAGGAUUCUGAUUCACGGGGUCGAUUCUCAGUCGAGGAGAAACGUGAAUUAAGGAAACCAUGGAAGAAUGCGUUGAUCGUGAAAUUGCUUGGCAAAAUCCUUGGUUUCAAAGCUCUUUCAUCAAGAGUUCAACAGCUAUGGCGUAUUGAAGGCAAAUACAGAAUUAUUGAUCUUGGUAAUGAUUACUUCUGUUUUAAAUUUCAGAAGAGGGGGGAUUACAAACAUGUUCUGGAUGGUUGUCCUUGGGUGAUUGGUGGGCAUCAACUCACAGUUCGGCAAUGGACACAUAAUUUCAAACCAAAUUCAAAUGUUAUCAAAUCCAUUGUAGCUUGGAUUCGACUACCGCAAUUGCCUUUGGAGUAUUACACUAAUAUGGCGAUUAGAAGAAUUGCAUCGAAAGUUGGCAGAGUAAUUCGAUUGGACAAAACUACGGAGAGUGUAGUUAGGGGUGGUUUCGCAAGAGUUUGCGUGGAGUUGGAUCUGUCGGUUCCGUUGAGGUCGUCGGUGGUGGAAACAUCGACAAAUGCAAGUUUUGGUCCAUGGAUGAUUUUCCAACGGAGAGGUCGUCGACCGGUGCAGGAAACUGUUGAGAAAGGCAAGUCAACGGUUAGGAGUGAUCCUGGGCAUGAUUCUAGGAAUUGUUUUAAUCACUUAAAGAAUGUCAAGGAGGAUUUGGUGGAGAAGAAAAAGGAGAAAUUAGUGGAAGAAUUCUCUUCUGUGAAGAAAGGUCCGUUCAAGUAUGAUAGGAAAGAGUGGAAACCCAAGAAAGAUUAUGGCAUUAAUAUAACGUCUAAAUCUUCAGGUAAAGAGGGAUUUAAGGCGAAAUCAAAGGGUGUUGCUUCCUUCUCUCGGUCUAAUGCAGAUCUUCCUAAAGCUUAUUCUGUCUUUGAGCCCAAUAAGGUAAUUGGGCCUCCUCCGGGUUUCUCUUUUAAGGCCGGUGAUUCUAGGCCUGUUACUUUUGAUGCUAAACGUUUGGUGGAGCUUGUUGGGAGUAAAUUACAUGGGCCUGUUAUGGAUGGUGUAAUGGAAACUUCAACAGCUUCUUUAACUACGAUGCCGUCAACUAAUGAGGGAGCUUCUGUGGUGGCUAAGGAGUUUUCGAAGUCUGAUGGGGGAAAGAAAUUGACUUCUGAUCCCUCAAUUCUUCCACCGCAAAAUCCUCCUUCAAAUGUGUCUUGUGUUCCUGCGGUUUCUUUGGAGGAAAAGGAAGUGGAGGGGAACGAAGAGAGGGGUUUAGGUUACUCUAAUUUUCGGAGGACCUGUAAAGAGUUGUUGAAGUUGUACAAGCCUGAAGUUUUAUGUUUAUUGGAAACUAAGGCGAAUACAGAGGUUGUCAAGAGAGUGGCGAAGUAUCUUCGUUUUUCAGAUUAUUUUGAGGUUCCAACGGAAGGCAUGGCAGGAGGAAUUGUUCUUUUCUGGAAUGCUGCAACAACUGAUCUAACGGUGCAUUCUUUUUCCACUCAAAUUAUUCAUACGAGUAUUGUGUAUAAGGGAGUGCAGCAUAUGGUUUCAUUUGCUUAUGUGCGGCCUCAAACCCAAUUUAAGGAUAUUUUUUGGCGUGAUUUGAAAGAUUUUUCUGUUUCUAUUUCUUCUUCUUGGAUUGUUCUCGGGGAUUUUAAUGACUUUGCAUCUUUGAAGGAGAGAUGGGGUGGAAAAGAUGAUGUUGGUUUUCUGAUUAAUCGAGUCCUGAAGUUUCGAAAUCGGUGGAAUGAUUGUAACUUGCUAGAUGCAGGGUCUUCAGGGUCGAAAUUCACUUGGAGAAGACGAGUGGGUGGUCGAGUUGUAUUACAGGAAAAACUUGAUAGGGUACUUUGGAAUUUGGUUGCUUUAACGGAACUUACGAAUGCCAAAAUCAUGAAUUUGCCUUGUUUAUGUUCAGAUUACCAUCCAAUUCUUUUGGAUUUCAAUUGUAUCCAAAAGGCGCCGCUUGAAAAUAGACUCGUACGUUUUGAAGCGGCUUGGCUCACUCAUCCGGAGUUCUCUCAGGUCUUUGCUGCUGCUUGGUCUCGUGGUGAAGGGUCUCUAUCUCGGGCUAUUGCGGAAGUUACUAAAGAUGUUCAGGCCUGGAAGGGCCUUAAAGCCCCUGGGGUGGAUGGUAUUCAACCUAUUUUUUAUCAACGUAAUUGGGUUACUGUUAAAGAGUCCCUGUUGAAAUUUGUUGAUGAGGCUAUUACUUCAGGCAAGAUAGAUGUUAACCUGCUACAUGCACACAUGGUUCUUAUUCCGAAAGGUAGCAAUCCGACAUCUGUGAAGGAUUUUCGUCCAAUAACCUUGCUUAAUACUUGUUAUAAGAUUUUAUCUAAGGUCUUGGUGAAUCGGAUGAGACCUAUUCUUCAGCGUAUUAUUGGUCCAUUUCAGAACAGUUUUUUGGCUGGUCGAAGUACUACGGAUAAUAUUUUGAUUACUCAGGAGAUAGUUCAUACUUUGAGUAAUUUAAAAGGGAGAAAGGGUGCUAUGAUUUUGAAGAUUGAUUUGCAAAAAGCAUAUGACAAUGUGAGCUGGGAGUUUCUUCAUGAGGUUUUGAAUUUUUUUGGGUUUCCUACUCAGCUUAUUAGUUUGAUUAUGUUUUGUGUUACUAAUAUUGAUUUGUCUAUCAUUUGGAAUGGGAAGGCUUUGCCUAGUUUUAAACCUCAGCAGGGUCUUCGACAAGGUGAUCCUUUAUCGCCAUAUUUAUUUAUUUUGGCGAUGGAGCGGCUUUCUCAUAUGAUUUUGGAAAGGGUGGAUAGAAAGCAGUGGGUGCCUGUCAAAUCAUGUCGGUCAGGUCCAAAGUUAUCUCAUUUGUUCUUUGCAGAUGAUUUGAUGUUAUUUGGACCGGCUUCGGAGGAGCAGGUGAAUCUUAUUAUGGAUGUGUUGUUAGACUUUGGCAAGGCCUCUGGUUUAGAGAUGAAUUUACUCAAAUCUAAGCUUUGGGUAUCGCCAAAUAUUUCAAAGCAGCAAGCGGGAAGGUUGAGUUCUCUUUGUGGCAUUCCAUUGGGCCAGGAUUUGGGCACUUAUCUUGGGGUUCCCAUUAUUCAUACUAAGGUAACUCGGUCUACCUACAGUUAUGUGAUUGAUAGAGUGUUGAAGAAAUUGGCUAAUUGGAAGGGUAAAGUGCUAAGUUAUGCAGGCCGACGAACGUUGAUUCAGUCCUCCCUUAGUAGCAUUCCAGUUUACACCAUGCAAACUGCUUUAUUACCUGUUUCUGUUUGUGAAAAAUUGGAUCAGGUUAGUAGAAAUUUCUUAUGGGGUGGUGAUGUUAAAAACUCACAUGAUCAUUUGGUAAAUUGGGAUCGAGUGUGCCGUCCCAAAGGUAAUGGAGGUUUGGGGCUUCGGAAAGCCAGAUUGACCAAUGUAGCAAUGUUAGCUAAAACAUGGUGGAAAUUACAAAUGAGGCAACAUUCUUUAUACACUGAGAUUUUUGAGGAAAAAUAUUUGAAGGGGGUUGAGUUCGUGAAUAGUAAAUAUACCAGUCGACAAUCUUCUACUUGGCGAGGUGAUGGUCCCUUAAUUAAUCAUGUUUUGUCUUCUGAUGCUGAUUCUUUUGCUCGUGAUACUAAAGUAGCAUCUAUUUUGACAAGUGAUGGUGAAUGGGAUUUGAAUGCUUUGAGACCGUUUCUUUCCAACUUGAAAUUAGAAGAGAUUAGAGCUAUUCGUUACUUCACUAGCUCAUUGGAAGGAGAUAGGUGCGCAUGGGCUUGGGACAAGUCGGGUUGUUUUACUACGAAAUCAGCUUACGGUGUUUUAGCUAAUUUGUUUCGGCAUGAUGAUUUGGCUGUGCGGAGUCGAAAGGGCUUGACAACGGAAAUAGGUUGUUCGCUGUGUGAGGGGGAUGUUGAAACCAUUGAUCAUAUAUUGCGAGGUUGUCCUUUUGCAGAGGGUGUUUGGAGUAGUUUGUAUCGUAGGUAUGGGCUUGAUGCUCGGAGUCAUCAAGAGUUUCGUGUUUGGAUGCGGAGCAAUGCUACCCGAGGGACUCCAUCUAUUGUUUUGGGUUCCCAAUCUGUGUUAUGGGAUUUGCUUUUUGUUUCGGUCCUUUGGAGUCUUUGGAAGGCUCGAAAUAAAAUGGUUUUUCAAGGGAUUGUACCAAAUGCUGAUAGUGUAGUGGCGUAUGCGGUGAAGUUGGCGCAAGAUUCCGCUAUGGCAUGGAAUGCGGGUUUUCGAAAUCGCUGUCAGCACCGAGGCACUACGGAUAGUUUGAGUGCGGAGCUAUGGGGUAUUCGGCAAGGCCUUUUAAUGGCAAAGUCCAUGAAUAUUGCUUCUUUGGUGAUAGAGAUGGAUGCUGAUGUGGUUGUUCAAUUUCUUAAGGAUCAAUUAGACUCUUCUCAUCCUUGCUACACCUUGGUUCGUGACUGUUAUGAGAUUAUACAGGGUGUGAGCUGGUGUGAUGAACCUCCGGUACAACUCUUACCUCUUCUUGAAGAUGAUAGGAUAGGGGAGGGUGUUUUAAGGCCCUAA